Molecule: messenger RNA, 1374 nt
Organism: Eimeria maxima
Lineage: Eukaryota; Apicomplexa; Conoidasida; Eucoccidiorida; Eimeriidae
Exons: 1
Coding region: 1-1374 (457 amino acids)
Source: RefSeq, a predicted model, not a curated record
AUGCGCUGCUGCUUGCUGCUGAUAGGUGUUGCUGCUGCUGCGGGGUGUGGAGUCCCCCCUGCAGCAGCAGCAGCAGCAUCAUCACCAUCACAAUCCUUCGAAAAGCAGCAACAGCAACAGCAACAGCAGCAGCAGCAGCAGCAGCAGCAGCUGUUGCUACAGGAGCAGCUUGCUGCUGUAGAUGACAUAUCCUUUGAUGAAUUUCUUGCUGCAGGAGGAAAUCUUGGUGAGGAUGUAUCGCCCUUCGAUAGCAGCAGCAGCAACGGUGCUGCUGCUGCUGCUGCUGCAGCAGGCAGCAACAACGACAGCAGCAGCAACGGGAAUGAAGAAAAAGGAGGAUGGAGUUUUAGCAGCAUAGUUGCUGCAGCAGAAGCAGCAGGAAAGGUAUUAACAGAGUCAUUGUUGGGUAUAGGAGGAGAGCAGCAGCAGCAGCAGUAUGAUGAUGAGCAGCAGCUGCUGCUGCCAGAUGAGCUACUGCAGCAAGAGCUGCUAAGGGAGCUGCAGCAAGAAGAGGAGGAUGAGCGGCAGCAGCAAUAUCCUGGUGUACAUACACCUGUAGAUAUAGGGGAAUUAUCAUCAGCAGCAACAGCAAGUGCGGCAGCAGCAGUUGCUGCAGCAGGAGAGCAGACACAGAAGCUAGCAGCAACAGUAGCAGCAGCAAGUAUGCAAGCACAGCAGCAACUGCAGCAAUUAUAUGAUGGUGCUAUUAAGCAGGCACAAAAGAUAGCAGCAGCAGCAGCAUCAACAACAGCAGCAAAAGAUCUGCAGCACGUGCUGCUGCUGCUGCAGAGAGGAGACAGAUUGUCUCUUGAUGAUGCUGCUGUUCGUCGUUGUGCUCAUGGCCUCUUUUCUCUACUUGCUGUUGCUGCAGCAGCAGCUGCUGCUGCUGCUAGUAAUAAUAAUAAUAAUACUAUUGGUAGCGGUAGUGGUGCAGCAGCUGCUGCUGCUGCUGCAGGAGCAGCAGCAGCAGAAAGGAAGCCGCUGCAGUUCUUCCUUGAUGUGCUGCGAGAGUUCACCAGCAGCAGCAACAGCAGCAGCAGCAGCAGCAAGAGCAGCAGCAAGAGCAGCAGAAGAAGACAUAGAAGAAAAGCAGCAAAACGACAAAAUCAAGAUGUGCUGCAGCUGCUGCAGCAGCUGCUGCUUGGUGACAACAGUGGGGAGGAGCAGCAGCAGCAGCAGGAACAGCUGCAGCAACAGCAGCAGCUGCAGCAAGACAACGAACAAAUGUUUGCUGCUCUUCUUGAUGCUGCUGCUAAGGAAAAGGGAAAGGAUGCCUUGUUAGAGCAGCAGCGGCUGCAGCUGCAGCAGCAGCAGCAGCUACUUGAUGCUAUGCAGCAGCAAAUUGCCUUGCUGCAGCAGAAGCAGCAGAAGUAG